Molecule: messenger RNA, 3926 nt
Organism: Monomorium pharaonis (pharaoh ant)
Lineage: Eukaryota; Metazoa; Arthropoda; Insecta; Hymenoptera; Formicidae
Gene: Nedd4
Product: E3 ubiquitin-protein ligase Nedd-4
Exons: 16
Coding region: 370-2988 (872 amino acids)
Biological process (GO): regulation of dendrite morphogenesis; ubiquitin-dependent protein catabolic process
Molecular function (GO): protein binding; sodium channel inhibitor activity; ubiquitin protein ligase activity
Source: RefSeq, a predicted model, not a curated record
ACCUCGCGUUAGCGAUCAAGUUAGUCUGAAUACCAAAACGUUCACGCUCGUUUUCUUUUCUGUGGAGAUCUGCAGUAUCGAGUGCACACAGAUCUGUGCCGCAAUGUGACUUUAUGAGUGAACUGAUUGUUAAGUGGAUUAGAAAAUUAGACCGCAUCCAUAUGAAUGUUUCAACUUCGUUGGAGUUUCAUUCAACAUAUAGCUAUUCCUGUUUCUAUAAUUUCAUUUCAUUGAUUAUAUAAAAUUUAUAUAUAAAAUAUAGACAAGACUUUACUAAAAAAUUAUAUUUUGUGUGUUCGGCUUGUAUAAGAAACUUCGUGUAAUUGUAUUCGAUGAGUUCGAGAGCAGUGAAGUUGGAAAGAACAAAAGAUGCCUGGCACUCUAACGUAUCCGAUUUAUGCUGGCGUUGAUUCAUUCCCGUCCAGAAGACGUGCGAAUACAUGGACCGCACAGCAUCAUUCCGCAUCACGUGUAGCAGAAGUCAAUGCGCAACUUAGUCGAUUGUCUUUAACUGAAUCAACGAGAGACGAAACGAGCAAGUUGAGGUUAAAAGUAAUCGCUGGACACCAUUUAGCGAAGAAAGACAUUUUUGGUGCUAGCGAUCCCUAUGUACGUGUGGACUUGAAUACAAUAAAUGGCGAUCAGACAGUGGAUUCUGCACUUACAAGAACUAAGAAGAAGACAUUAAAUCCUGUCUGGGAGGAGGAAUUUAUAUUUAGGGUUAAACCAGUAGAACACAAAUUGGUCUUACAAGUUUUUGAUGAAAAUAGAUUGACAAGGGAUGAUUUUCUUGGUAUGGUUGAGUUAACAUUGAUUAAUUUACCAAAGGAACAAGAAGGUCGUGCUAUUCCUGCCAGGAAUUAUGUACUUCGUCCACGUAGUAAUCAUUCCAGUCAGCGAUCACGAGUUAAGGGAACUUUGGAACUGUAUCAUGCAUACAUUUCCGACUCAUCUAGUAAUGAAAAUGACAAUGGAGACGUAUCUGAUUCAGGCGGAUGGGAAUUAGUACAGCCAGAAAAUAACAGUCCAGUAGAGCAAAGUGCUGAUAUUACAAUGGUGAGUAGGCCAUUACCACCAGGAUGGGAAGAACGACAGGACGCAAAUGGUCGUACAUACUAUGUUAAUCAUAUAGCGCGUUUCACACAAUGGGAACGACCAGAACCAGACACAAUAGCGACAAGUGGAGUUGUUGAACAACGUAAUUUGGAUACAGCAGCUACUGAAUUUCAACGACGAUUUCACAUUAGUGCUGAUGAUGAAGGUAGACAUAGGAAUUCUGUAGUAAAUCAGGAUGGUGAAGUUCUACGCGAGGACGAUGAAGAUUCGGAAGCAAGAGAUUGUGAGGGUGGGGAUCAUAGGGGAGGGGGUAUUGGGGAUACUUCUUCAGACUCUGGACGUUCUGUCGAUCAACGUGGCUACCUUAGCGAAUCUGAAGAACAGACUGAUGAUAAUAUCGACAGUCCAGCUGGUUCGAGACGUUCAUCAGAGCAUAUUGAGAGUCCCAAACCUACCCUUCCUGUGUCGAAUGAUGAAGGAUUGCCUCCUGGUUGGGGCAUGCAAGUAGCACCUAAUGGUAGAAUAUUUUUUAUUGAUCAUAAUGAGAGGGCAACAACCUGGAUUGAUCCCCGAACUGGAAGACCAAGUUCUAUACCUAAUCAUAUUGCACCAUCAACGACAUCAAGAGGUGAUUUAGAUCAAUUAGGACCGCUCCCAGAAGGAUGGGAAGAAAGAGUACACACCGAUGGACGAAUCUUUUUUAUAGAUCAUAAUACAAGAACAACACAAUGGGAAGAUCCACGUAUGUCGAACCCUCAAAUUGCUGGCCCGGCUGUACCAUAUUCAAGAGAUUACAAGCGAAAAUAUGAAUAUUUGAAGUCACAACUGAGAAAGCCUAAUAAUGUUCCUAAUAAGUUUGAAAUAAAGGUUGGACGGAACAAUAUUUUGGAAGAUUCGUACCGUAUUAUAAGCUCUGUUAACAGAGUCGAUAUUCUAAAAACGAAAUUAUGGGUAGAAUUCGAAGGAGAGGUAGGCUUAGAUUAUGGUGGCCUUGCAAGGGAAUGGUUCUUCUUAUUGUCUAAAGAAAUGUUUAAUCCGUAUUAUGGACUUUUUGAGUAUUCUGCAACUGAUAAUUAUACACUGCAAAUAAAUCCUUGUUCUGGUGUAUGUAAUGAGGAACAUUUGAAUUACUUUAAAUUUAUUGGACGUAUAGCAGGAAUGGCUGUUUAUCACGGCAAACUUUUAGAUGCUUUCUUUAUUCGACCAUUUUACAAAAUGAUGUUGGGUAAACCAAUUGAUCUGAAGGAUAUGGAGAGCGUCGAUUCUGAAUAUUACAACUCUCUUUUAUGGAUUAAAGAAAAUGAUCCCAGUGAAUUAGAACUCACUUUCAGCCUUGACGAAGAAAACUUUGGUCAUACUUCUCAAAGAGACUUAAAGCCAGAUGGUGCUAAUAUUCCUUUGACCGAUGAAAAUAAGGACGAGUAUAUAAGUUUAGUUAUACAAUGGCGAUUUGUAUCUCGCGUACAGGAACAAAUGAAUGCCUUUUUGGAAGGUUUCAAUGCUCUUAUACCACCGACAUUGGUAAAAAUAUUCGAUGAACAUGAACUGGAAUUGUUAAUGUGUGGUAUACAGCAUAUUGAUGUAAAAGACUGGAAACAAAAUACUUUAUAUAAAGGAGACUAUCACGCAAAUCACAUCGUUGUGCAAUGGUUCUGGAGAGUUGUUUUGUCAUUCAGUAAUGAAAUGCGUUCUAGAUUAUUACAGUUUGUAACUGGCACAUCACGUGUUCCAAUGAAUGGAUUCAAAGAACUUUAUGGCAGUAAUGGACCGCAAUUAUUUACAAUUGAGAGGUGGGGCACACCAGAGAAUUAUCCAAGAGCUCAUACUUGUUUUAAUCGUAUCGACCUUCCUCCAUAUAAAAGUUAUCAACAACUCAGGGAUAAGCUAGUUAAAGCAAUUGAAGGUUCUCAAGGCUUUGCCGGAGUCGACUAGCACGAAAUACCUUUGUUCAUGAUGAUAUCUGUAAUAUAAUGUAUAUAUUACAUAUACCUACAUAAUAGAGGUACACAGAAAAGUUCUUAUCUUAAUAUGAUUAACUAUUUAAUAACUUUCUGCACUUUAAUGAUUUUGUUGUCUCUUAAUUAUGAGCGACAAAAUUAAAAUAUAUUGAAAUUAAUAUGUUUAAAAAAUUAAAUUGCUUAAUUUUUCUAAAUAACUUUCAAUAAGUUUUUCAACAUAUAUUACGCUUUUGAAAAUACUUAUUAUACUGAAAAAUAUUCGCAUAAUCUCUAAACUGCAUAAUUUAACUAUUAAAAUUUACAGUCGGACCUUAAUUAAUUCACUUUUAAAAACAUGCCAUAUUUUUACUAUUGCAACUAUGGGAUUUCCUGAGAGAAGUGAUUUGGCUGCUAUAACAAUGUGAUAUUGAUUUAUUAAUUGAUUCUCUUCUUUGUUAAUAAUGUUAGAAUAUUGUUACAAAAUGCAAUUUAUAUAAAUGUCUAUAUAUGAUUAACAAAUUGUUUUAAAAUGACAUUGUAAUCAUGUAAAAAUGAGAUUCACUGUCAUUCUAUGACUUAAAAAUUCUUUGCACGUAGAUAUCCCUUCUUUUUCCACUUUAAAAUAAAAAUUAAUAUAAUUGAUAUAAUAUUCUUUGUUAAUAAAUUUAAUUUUUGAAAUUUGCACUUAUAUAAAAUUACAUUUUGUCAAAAAGAUUACUUAAUAUUCUUUUUUUCAUUAAAAGAUCUUUCCUAAUUUUAUAUAACGCAUAUUAGAGAUAAUCAAAAACGUAAUUGUUGUUUUAUGAAAAAGUACUUUGCUUUUUUUAAUAAAUCAAACUUUUCUAAUGUUAUAAAUAUAAUGAAUUAUGUACGUUAUAAUUUUAAUUAUAUUUUUAUGGCACACCAAAAUAUACUUCUCUUUUUCAACUUUAA